AUGCCGCGCGCGGCAGGGUCCCAGCCACUGGCACGUUGCAGCAGACGAGGGCUGAGCGAGUUGUGCAGCUGCAAGGGGGAGCUUAGGGAGGGAUUUUUAUUUCCUGAUUUUCUUUUCCAGGCAUGUCUUCCCUGAUUAAGAAAGUGAUCAGCACAGCGAAAGCUCCAGGAGCAAUUGGACCCUACAGUCAAGCCGUCCUGGUAGACAAGACCAUGUACAUCUCCGGACAGAUAGGCAUGGACCCGGCGAACGGACAACUGGUACCCGGAGGGGUGGUGGAAGAAGCUAAGCAGGCUCUUAGCAAUAUGGGAGAAAUUCUGAAAGCUGCAGACUGUGACUUCAGCAACGUGGUAAAGACGACAGUUUUACUGGCAGAUAUAAAUGACUUCAAUGCAGUAAAUGAAAUAUAUAAGCAGUAUUUCAAGAGUAGUUUCCCGGCGAGAGCUGCAUAUCAGGUGGCUGCUUUGCCUAAAGGAGGCCGUGUCGAGAUCGAAGCGAUAGCCGUCACCAAAGCUAGACUUUAAGCCGCGUCUUUGUCUGUGUUGCCAGUUAUAGUUGGUUCAGGAUCACUGUAGUUAGGAAAAAAAAGUACUCUAAUUGGGGCAGUUGAUUGGGGGGGGGGAGUUUAAACCUUAAUAAAAUGCUAUUUUCUUGACAGAUAGGCUUCGAACGUACAGUGAGUGGAAAAUUUGUCGAAACCAUUGCCUGAAGAGUUUGCGAUACGCACGGACGCGGUACUUCAAAGUCAAAACUAGGUUAUUUAAAGUACCCGUCACCCUUUACUGUGCCAAAUGAACCGAGGCAGAGAAGCGAGGGAUAUGGGAAGAAUGCGUUUUCCCAGGAAUUCUGCACUCCCGGCAAGCUCUCGGAUGGAAAAGAUAACACAUAAGGAGUUACCUCCACUUAAUUUAGUGACUUGGACAGUAUUCGAUGGGAAAUCAACAAGCUGGAUAUCAGUUUCGAGAAGUCCAGCAAGAAAUUCAUAUUAACCUGUUAACCGGUUUCAACGUAUUCAGAAGUUUUCUAAAUUACAUGAAAAACUAGUAGCUUCCUUUUGGAGGGUUCUCCCCCUCUGGUAGACUAACCUCUAGAAUUCCGUUUUGAAAUGUAGUGUUUUCAAUUAAAAAAAAAAACAACACACUGAUGAAAACCUGUGGGUUUUAAAAAAUGUUUUUCUAAUGGAAAUAAAAAUAAGCACAUUCAAACUUG
Messenger RNA from Ornithorhynchus anatinus (platypus), 1209 nucleotides. Its product is annotated as 2-iminobutanoate/2-iminopropanoate deaminase. Bases 123 to 524 code for a protein of 133 amino acids. The record is from RefSeq and is a predicted model, not a curated record. The transcript is spliced from 6 exons. Gene Ontology annotation, cellular component: cytosol. NCBI's taxonomy places the organism in Eukaryota, Metazoa, Chordata, Mammalia, Monotremata, Ornithorhynchidae. Gene Ontology annotation, molecular function: deaminase activity.